Molecule: messenger RNA, 906 nt
Organism: Sipha flava (yellow sugarcane aphid)
Lineage: Eukaryota; Metazoa; Arthropoda; Insecta; Hemiptera; Aphididae
Exons: 5
Coding region: 1-906 (301 amino acids)
Biological process (GO): DNA integration
Molecular function (GO): nucleic acid binding
Source: RefSeq, a predicted model, not a curated record
AUGGUUGAUAUGGAAUAUAAGAAUAAGAAGGAACAAUGUAAUUUACUAAUAGUAGAAAAUGGAUGUAGAACUCCAUUAGGAAGAGAUUUAAUGAGUUUAUUUGUUGAAAAUGAACGUGAGCAUUUGGAUAAAGAAAAUGUGAUUGAGAAAGUGGAAGACGCCCAAUGGGGUACACCUCUGAUGCCUGUGAUAAAGCCAAAUGAGACAGUAAGAUUAUGUGCAGAUGAUAAGACUACUAUAAAUAAGCAUUUAGAAGAUUAUAACUACCCAUUACCGAAAGUCAAAGAACUAUUUAUAGCUUUGCAAGGAGGAAAAUUUUUUACCGAUGGUUUGUCCCGUUUACUAUUAGAAAUAAAAAGUGAUGAAAAUGAUAACGAGGUCGAUUAUAUAAAUUUUGUGGAAGGAAUGAUACCUUUAGAUUUAUUAAAAAUUAAAAUAGAAAUAAGGAAAGAUACAAUAUUAAGUAAAGUUUAUAGUUGGAUUGAAGAUGGGUGGCCAGAAAAAGUUGAGGUGAUUAUUCCAAAUAAGUUGAGAAUAUUUUUAUUAAAAGAGACACCUAGUACACAUGCAGGUAUUGCAAAAAUGAAAACGCUUACCAGAUCUUAUUUUUGGUGGCCUGGACUUGACAAAGAAAUAGAAAGUUAUGUAAAAAGUUGUGAAUGGCAUGAAGUUAUAGAAAUAAGUAAAAUUAAUAGUGUUUAUUUAAUUGAUAAAUUGAAAGAAAUUUUUGGAUGUUUUGGUUUACUAAAUAAAAUUAUUUCUGAUAAUGGUCCACAGUUUUGUUCUAGUGAAUUCAUAGAAUUUAGUAAACAAAAUGGAAUUGUAUUAUAUACAUUACCACCUUUUCAUCCAGCUACAAAUGGUGCAAAUGAAAAUUCAGUUAAAGAGGAAUACAGAAAGCAUUAA